This is a messenger RNA of Neocloeon triangulifer, 874 nucleotides long. It is a transcript of the gene Psf2, whose product is annotated as DNA replication complex GINS protein PSF2. The coding region runs from base 45 to 629 and encodes 194 amino acids. Gene Ontology annotation, cellular component: GINS complex; nucleus. The transcript is spliced from 4 exons. The record is from RefSeq and is a predicted model, not a curated record. Gene Ontology annotation, biological process: double-strand break repair via break-induced replication; DNA replication. Lineage: Eukaryota; Metazoa; Arthropoda; Insecta; Ephemeroptera; Baetidae.
GACAAACUUGUGGCGCUAAAAUCAGUGAGAAAAAAUAAACAAACAUGGAAACGUGUGAAGUAGAAUUUCUCGCUGAGCGAGAAUUAAUCAGUAUCACGCCGAAUUUUGACCUCGGUGUCCUUCACCUGAUCUCAGGUGACUUCGGCCCGUUUAAAGCAGGUCUUCCUGCUGAAGUUCCUUUAUGGUUAGCCAUCAAUCUUCGACAAAGACGCAAGUGCCGGAUUAUGCCCCCCGAAUGGCUCAAUGUAAAGACUUUGGAACUUAUCAAGGAACGAGAAACUCAGGAAAAGCUUUUUACCAAAAUGCCGAGUGAGCAUUUCAUGGAAGUAGCACAACUAAUAUUAUCAGCGGCCUCAGAUGAUGUACCAAAGGCUGGAGAAUUGCGAGUUAUUUUAAAAGACAUUUGGGAUACAAGACAUGCAAAAUCAAGAGCCUCGUGCUCACUGUUGCUGCAAGAAGGAGGCAAACAUGCUAGAGUUGACAACCUCACCCUUAUGGAAAUUAACAGCGUUCGUCCACUUUUACCGCACUCUAUGGAUAUGAUCCGUCGACUUCAGCAACUGAGCAACUCUUUGGAUACCCAAACAAGCCAGACACAGGGCAGCUCUUUUGCGUCUCCAUCACAGUGAUUCACUUGUCAUCGGAACAUAAUUCACGUAAGCAACAGAACUCCUCUAGUGAAGUGCGUGAAUUCCUCAAAGAAUUUUAAGUGGUCGGCAAGCUCAAAUAGAAAAAUUAAGUAAGCAGUGGGUCGCAAUAAGAAAAAAUCAACCUCAAGAAAUUGGGCUUGGAUUGUCUAUAUUUUUGUAUUUUUUACCAUCGUGUAAAUGUCAAGAGGUUUGCAGAAUAUAAUUAAUUAUUUUUUCUAAUACAA